UGGGUCUAUUAUUUUUGUGCUCCUGUAGUUUUCAAUCCCUUUUCUCUCCUGAAAACCGUUACAUCAUGAGUAGUAUGUCAGAAGACAGUAAUGGCGUCCCGCGUCGUAAGAACUCCAACACGUACACCCGCCAGGACUUGAAGAAUGCAAUAAACCUGAUCAUCGAACGGGGCACCUCCAUCCGCCGGGCGGCAUAUAUGUGCAACGUCCCGAGGACAACGUUGUCGACGUACCUCAAGUCCAUAACGCACGGGAAAAUCAGCAAGCUUCAUCCGCAGGAGGAGCAGGCGCUAUACCAGUGGAUGACGGAUUGCUGCAAGCGCGGGUUUACCAUCAAAAAGCGAAACGUUGAAACGGCCGCCGAAGCGCUGGUACAGAAGAGCGUCCCCGCCCGUACGCACCCGUUCCAGGACACCGAGUUCGGCAAACGUUGCUAUCAGAAGUUUGUCAAACGAUGGGUAACCACCGAUCGUCUUAAGGACCGGAAACAUUUCGGUGGGAUAGCGGACUGGUUCCUGCACAUUGAGACCUACCUGAUGGAGUCGAACCUGUUCGAAAUACUAAGCCAUCCGAACCGAGUAUUCCUUUGCGACGAGUUGCGGUUCCGGGAGCGGGUCGAAAUGCAGGAACCGAUUCGUGCAGUGCUGAAAAAAAUGACCAUGCUCUACACAUUCUCUGCCGCCGGUGAGCAUUUGUCGCCGUUGCUGGUGUACCCGUAUCGGCGCGAUGUACCACCGGACAUAGUGAAAGCCGCCCCGAAAAACUGUGCCAUCGUAGCGCACGAGUACGGCCAGGUGACCCCGAAGACGUUCGCCGCCUACCUGGACAAGGUGGUAGACAAGUACGUAACGGCAAACAAUGUGACCAAACCGGUGAUCAUUUUCGUCGAUGAGUCACAGGUCGAUCUUACGUUGCAUCUGCACAACACCUGCAAAAGGUUGGGCAUCGUACUGCUGGGACUAACGGCUGCCCAGGUUGUGAAGCCGACGGCUAACGUGUUCAACGAUAUCUGCAGCGGAUGGGAGCAAGAGCUGCCAAAGUUUGAAAAGGAAUCGAGCCGAUCGUUUACGCUGGCCGACUGUGCCGGGCUAAUGCAAACCGUGAACCAACGCUAUAUCAAAAGUGAGGGCUUAACGAAGGAUUUCAAGGCCAGUUCGUUGUACCCUUGGAAUCGACCCAUUCGUACUGCACCGGACACUACCAAUUUGGUGGGGAUUUCAUCCACCAGUGAUGAAGUGGACGCUAUGGAACCGGACGACGAAGAUGAUGAUAAUGAGAUAGAAAAUUUCCUUGAAAAUGUUGAUGGUUGGUCCGAUGGCGAUGACGAAGACGAGGAUCUUGAUAACGAAGAAGAUUUCAUGGACGACGAAGACGACGAUGACGACGACAAUGAUGAUGAUGAUGAUGAUGGUGGUGAUGAUGAAGAUGUGCCUGUCGAAACAACGAUGGACAAGGACGCAUUGGGAAAUCUUCGUAGCAGUGAACCCAUUUCCACAAAAAUUACAGCCACUCCCGGUGGGUGCGAGAGUGAAUCAAAGAAACCAGCUACAGCUACAUCCGUCACAGGUGAUUCCGAGCUAAAAGCGAUUCCAAAUGGAACCGCGAAUGCUACCGAAGCAGGUGAAGCGCCGGCACAAAACACUUCCAAUACGGACGAUGAGAACGAAGGGCCACCAGAUGAUAUCGAUAUCAGUAUUAAUUUCAUAGAUUUCAAACGUGCCAUAGGUAAGGAACUAACCGAAAAGUUUGAACGGAAGCUGGAAACUCAAGACCGUUUAGCGUUGACCAAUCAUGCCGAGAACGUCCUGUACGACAUCUAUCGACAGUUUCGGUGUGAUGUUGUUACCGACAGCGACGACGACUAUGAUAUCGUCGAAAUUGGCGAUGAUUAAGGGCUUGAUAGGUUUUUGGAUUCGGACAUUUGUUUUCAUUUUCACCUACGCUUUACCAAAAAUUUUUUAGCAUGGUACAAACAUUCCAUUAGCUGUAGCUAGUCCGGAUAGUAUUACGUAUUAUGAAGCACAAAAACACUAGCGUAUCAAUAAGAAAUAGAUUGAAUAAGAUUAUAGCAUUUUACUUUUUCCCAAAAAGAGGUACCAAAUAUUUUUAAUUCAUUGCAUCAUUAAGUUUUAAUUCUUUGCAUUCAUAGUGCGUGGUCGAAUGUAAGUGCGUGCGUAUUUCAAUAAAAUUAAUCAAACCUA
This is a messenger RNA of Anopheles coustani, 2201 nucleotides long. RefSeq lists its product as uncharacterized. Gene Ontology annotation, molecular function: DNA binding. The transcript is spliced from 2 exons. The record is from RefSeq and is a predicted model, not a curated record. The coding region runs from base 66 to 1892 and encodes 608 amino acids. Lineage: Eukaryota; Metazoa; Arthropoda; Insecta; Diptera; Culicidae.